UAUCUAAUAAGCGGAAAAAACCCGACAUUGACCCCGUGAGAACAAGCUGGGAAGCAAAUUGGCGGGCAAAGCACUUACGAAGUUAAAAACCCUAGAAUUGCAGUGUUUCAUCUCCAACCUCAGAACCGAUUGAUCCAAUGGCGAAUCUCCCGAUCCUGCAAUUCGAAGAGCAAAUCGUAGAAACGGUGGAGCGGAACCCAGUGGUGGUAAUCAUAGGAGAAACGGGUUCAGGAAAGAGCACUCAGCUCUCGCAAAUACUCCACAAAAGAGGCUACACCAAAUCCGGUCGAGCCAUCGCCGUUACGCAGCCCCGCCGAGUAGCCGCAGUCUCCGUUUCAAGACGUGUUGCACAGGAGCUUGGUGUUCGGUUUGGGGAGGAAGUGGGCUACGCAAUUCGAUUUGAAGAUAGAACUUCAGAGAAGACAUGUAUCAAAUAUCUCACUGACGGUGUUCUUCUCCGUGAAAGCCUUUCAAACCCUGAGCUCAACCAGUAUUCUGUCAUUAUAUUAGACGAAGCCCAUGAAAGAAGUCUAAACACGGAUAUAUUGUUGGGGCUGAUGAAACGGUUGAUUAAAAUUCGUUCAACGAAUCUGAAGGUUUUAAUCACUUCGGCUACUCUUGAUGGUGAAAAAGUGUCAAGAUUCUUCUCCAAUUGUCCUAUACUCAAUGUUCCCGGGAAGUUAUUCCCCGUCGAGAUACGUUACAGCUCAGAACGCCCAACAAGUUAUCUUGAAUCUUCUUUGAAAACAGCCAUUGAAAUACAUGUUCGGGAACCAGAAGGUGAUAUCUUGAUAUUCAUGACUGGACAGGAUGACAUAGAGAAGUUGGUCAAGAAAUUGGAGGAGAGAGUUCAAAGCCUGGAGGAAGGGUCUUGCAUGGAUGCCGUAAUUCUUCCUCUUCAUGGAUCUUUGCCACCUGAAUUGCAGGUUCGUGUAUUCAGUCCUCCACCUCCAAAUUGCAGGCGAUUUAUUGUUGCUACGAACAUUGCCGAAACAUCUUUGACCGUUGAUGGCGUUGUGUAUGUUAUUGAUUCUGGUUAUGUGAAGCAACGACAAUACAACCCAUCUACUGGCAUGUAUUCCCUUGAUGUGGUCCCAAUAAGCAGGGUGCAAGCUGAUCAACGUGCAGGACGAGCUGGAAGAACACGUCCAGGGAAGUGCUACCGUUUAUACACAUCCACGGUUUACCAUGAAGAUUUAAUGGGUGCAACCGUCCCUGAAAUACAGCGGUCUUCUCUCGCUGGCACUGUUCUUUAUUUGAAAUCAUUGGACCUCCCUGAUAUUGAUAUUCUCAAAUUCGAUUUUCUCGAUCCUCCUUCGACUGAGGCGUUAGAAGAUGCUCUUAAGCAACUGUAUCUUAUUGAUGCUAUUGACGAAAAUGGAUCAAUUACAAGUAUUGGACAGACGAUGGCAGAGCUACCUUUGGAACCUUCACUCUCAAGAACCCUAAUCGAGGCAAAUGAGUAUGGUUGCUUAUCCCAAGCCUUGACUGUUGCUGCUAUGCUAUCAGCGGAAACCUCGUUGCUUCCUGGUCCAAGCAAGAGCACUGACAAGAAGAGGAAGCACGAACCUUCGGACCUUCCUGAUGGUUCUGGUUGGGGUGAUCACAUCCAAUUGCUUCAGAUAUAUGAGCUUUGGGAUCAGACAAAUUAUGAUGUGGAGUGGUGCAAAGAUAACAACUUACAGGUGCGAGGUAUGAAGUUUGUCAGAGAUGUCAGGAAACAGUUAUCUCAAAUUAUGCAGAAGAUAGCAAAAGGGUCCUUAGAUGUACUAACAAAUGGAAGACGGAAAGAAAGCCAGGAGGAUUAUAGAAACUUGAGGAAGUCUUUGUGCGUGGGAUAUGCAAACCAGCUUGCUGAGAGAAUGAUGCGUCACAAUGGUUACCGGACUCUUGGUUUUAAGCCCCAACUUGUUCAGGUGCAUCCGUCCUCUGUGCUGAAAACAGAUGAAGAGGGGAUGCUCCCAAAUUAUGUCGUCUACCAUGAACUUAUUUCUACCACGCGUCCUUUUAUGCGGAAUCUGUGUGCAGUAGAGAUGCGAUGGGUCAUGCCCAUCUUAAAGAAGCUUGAGAAACUAAACAUCACCAAACUCAGUGGUGGGUCUGUUCAGUCCGAAGAGCAAACCAAGGGAGAAAAUCCAAGUUUGCCAGAGAAAGAAGUCGGUGUUGCCACUCCUGAUGACCGUGAGAGCCGCAUACAAGCAGCACGGGAUCGUUUCCUCUCCCGCAAAACAAAGGGCUAGAGCACUGCAAAUUUGGAUCGGCUAAGUGGCUGGUGAACUCUCUCGGUAAAAAGCACGUUGUUGUAGAUGUGGCCGGAAUGAUGCCAUCUGAAGCUCCAUCUGUUAUGUUAGCCUCAUUAGUUGCAAAUGUAGGCUCCAAUUGUUUGGCAGAAAAGAGCCAAGUCCACAAUUACGAAGGGUAGCUCACAUGAAUCCGUACAGUUUUUGUCCGACAAGAAGUUUACUUAUUGAACCUGCGGGUUGUAUUACGUGCACUCGUAAACUUUAGUGUGUUCUUAGGAUGUAAACACUGGUUCUGUAUAUUUGGUUAAUUGGUGGAAGAACUUGUACAAAUUUAUCGAAGCUUCUCUUUCCCAAACAUAUUCAUGCAAUCGGAGUACGAUAUCCAUUU
Molecule: messenger RNA, 2631 nt
Organism: Rhododendron vialii
Lineage: Eukaryota; Viridiplantae; Streptophyta; Magnoliopsida; Ericales; Ericaceae
Product: probable pre-mRNA-splicing factor ATP-dependent RNA helicase DEAH4
Exons: 16
Coding region: 138-2240 (700 amino acids)
Cellular component (GO): intracellular anatomical structure
Molecular function (GO): ATP hydrolysis activity; RNA binding; ATP binding
Source: RefSeq, a predicted model, not a curated record